CCCGUGUAUAUUCAGCGAUACUAAGCCCGCCCGCCCGCCCGCUAGAGCUUUCUUCUUUCUCUAGAGAUAUUGUACAUACAGAUAUGGACUAUGCGUGGUAUAGAGAGGCAAGGGAAGACGGAGAGAGGAGGAGAAGAGAGGCGAGGACGCGUGGAUGUGGAUGUGGAUGGAUGGAUGGAGGAGGGGGAGAGGAGGAGCAGGAGCAGGAGCAGGAGAGGAGGGCGAAGAAAAGCGAGGAGAGGGGGGAUAUGAGAAGGUCAAGGGGGAAGACGAUAGGGAUAUGUGCGGGUGCGGUGCGUGCAAGAGGAGGAAAACUGCCUUGGUGCUUUUCGUUCCUCCCUCCCUCCCUCCUCCUCCUCCUCCAUCACCUCCCCGUUCCUCCCAGCGCGGCGCACAAAGCGUUUGAGUGAGGUGGUUAGACGAUAGCGGUAGCGGUAGUGCUAGAGGUAUGGACGGAUGGAGAAGAGUCUUAUUUGCUUUACUUCCUGCGCUUCAUGACCUUGGUGCACAUCUCCACGAGGCCGUCCUUGGCGUCGCUGGGCGGGAAGAAGGAUAUGGCCUGGAUGGCAUUGUCGACGUACUGCUGCGCGAGCGCGCGCGUCUGCUCGAGGCCAGUGCUGCUCGCCACGAGGGCGCGGGCC
Messenger RNA from Aplosporella prunicola CBS 121167, 641 nucleotides. RefSeq lists its product as uncharacterized. The coding region runs from base 84 to 410 and encodes 108 amino acids. NCBI's taxonomy places the organism in Eukaryota, Fungi, Ascomycota, Dothideomycetes, Botryosphaeriales, Aplosporellaceae. The transcript has a single exon. The record is from RefSeq and is a predicted model, not a curated record.